Canariomyces notabilis is the source of this 1190-nucleotide messenger RNA. RefSeq lists its product as uncharacterized. The transcript is spliced from 2 exons. NCBI's taxonomy places the organism in Eukaryota, Fungi, Ascomycota, Sordariomycetes, Sordariales, Chaetomiaceae. Bases 480 to 1037 code for a protein of 185 amino acids. The record is from RefSeq and is a predicted model, not a curated record.
AUCUGCCCGUAUAAGCGUAUCCUCUCCAUAGGCUACAAUGCUGAACAUGAUUAGAGGUUCGAAGGCAGAGCUAGGACACGCACUGUUUGAAGCAGACAGUUCUCUCGGGCACAGAGUGCCACCAUUUCAGCCCUGCCGGGGGAUAACCAACCAAGUAGUCGGCACUGGGACUUCAUCUCCGCAUCCCCACAGCAACCAACGAGACGCCAACCGCCAGCGGCAAGUCACUGGUGUGGCGUCGCUCGUGAUGUCUUGCUUGCUGAUCGCCAGUCAAGGGCGUUUGCUCCAGGCCAUGCCUGUGUUCAGGCUGCAGGCCCUCGAGGAAGACCUAUAAGCUGAGCUUCCACCUCAUCUCCGAGGCCCAUCGUUCCCUCCCCGCAUCAGGUGUCUUUUUCCCAUCACGGGCUCCCUCCUAUACCAGAAUCGCGUUGUGAUACCCAGCUCCAGUCAUUCCAAAGCAGUACUUCAGAUAAAUUAAGAUGGCCGCGCGGCAACAACAACCGCAGCAGCAGCAGCUCGAGACACAAGGGCCCAUCAACGAUGCCGACGUAGCUGAAUGGAAGGCCCGCUUCAACGACUUGUUUGCCCGCCCCAGCGAGCACAUCAAGUCUAAGUCGCCCGAGAGUGCACAGCCGUGGAAGAUCCCGUUCUUCGAAUUCUGGAAACCGCGCGAGACCACGCUGCUCGCCUGGUACGUGCCUUGCGUCGUCUUCGGCCGCACGCACCACCGUCUGCGCAAGAGCCCGACGCUGGAGGGUUACGAGUCCAUCAACACUUCGUGCCUUCUCAUGUGUGCUACGGCCUGCGUCGGCUGCCACUGGCUCCCCGUCGCAAUGCAACGCGCCGACCUCCGCACCAAGCACAACCUGCAGGGCAGCUGCCUGGGAGACAUCGCGACCUCGUGCUGCUGCGGCUGCUGCAGCAUCAUCCAGCAAGACAAGGAGGCCGAGUACCGCGAGCUGGCGAACCUCGGCGCCAUCCGGCAGGCCUAUCAGGCUCCUGGCGGCAUGUCGUACCCCGCGGACCAGAAGCAGUAAGAGAGAUGUGCUUCAGUUGCCAUGAAUGGUCGUUGUAUGGUGGUUGAAUGGUGGUACACAUCUCUUACUGGGGUCCGUGUUGGUUGUUAGCAUCUUUAGCCAUGCGUAUGAUACCUCUUUGAUGGUGUAAUUGGAUAGCUGUCGAAUGAAUUG